Messenger RNA from Aspergillus versicolor CBS 583.65, 1659 nucleotides. RefSeq lists its product as uncharacterized. The transcript is spliced from 2 exons. The record is from RefSeq and is a predicted model, not a curated record. NCBI's taxonomy places the organism in Eukaryota, Fungi, Ascomycota, Eurotiomycetes, Eurotiales, Aspergillaceae. Bases 364 to 1170 code for a protein of 268 amino acids.
GUCAUUUGUGGACCAGCCUGUGACAAUCUGCUGGAACGGGUGAUGAACAGCCUGUAGGAAGCCGCAGAACCCUUUGAUCAACCAUGAGUGAGUGGGCAGGGUCAAGGAUGUUACCCACUGAUCUGCUUGCUGGCGCACACCCUGUCCCCUGGACGCCUGUGACAAUGGAAUUCUGCUGCCUUUUGCCGUGAACCUGUUGGCCGUGGCCUUCUUUUAAAUAACUCCUGUUCUCCUUAGCCUGCAUUCUUUUGCUCCUCCCACCCGCUUGUCUUGACGAGUUAUCCAGACUAGUGUCUGAUAAAAAAAACACCCCUUACUUCACCAACUCGAUACCUCACCCGAUCGGCACGACAUCACAGCACGAUGGGAGUCGGAGGCGUCGUUCUUCGAUUCUUUAACCUGGCCAUCCGGAUCCUGCAGUUCCUGGAUUCUGCAGUGAUCCUCGGCAUCUUCUCCUACUUCCUGGCCAAGCAGUCUCAGCAUGAUCUGGGUAUUCCUCGCUGGAUGAAGGCCGUGGAGGGUCUCUCAGGAGCGGCAACGUUGUAUGCGCUCUUGGGAUGUCUCUUCACGUGCUGCCUCGGAGGUGUUGCUUUCUUCGCUGGCUUGGCCAUGGCUCUCGACGUCUGCUUCGUGGGUGCCAUGGUUGCCAUCGCUGUGAUGAGCCGCGAUGGAACCCAGAAAUGCCAGGGCACGAUGGACACUCCGGUAGGAACGGGGGAGGAAAACGCGGAUUCUCCAUCCGGCGUGCAGUACGGAUUCGCCUGUCGCCUGAACAAAGUUGUCUUCGCCGUCGCCAUUAUUGGAAUCUUCUUCUUCCUCAUUUCCAUCCUCUUCCAGUUCCUUCUUGGCCGUCACCACAAGCGCGAGAAGCGUUUCGGUCCUUCUCCCGCCAACAACUACACGUACGGAACCCAGAAGCGCCUGGCCUUCUGGCGUCGCAACAAGACUGCGCCCCAGGGCAACGGUGACGACACGCUCCCUGACCACCCCACCCCCCACGAUGUCGAGACGGGACCCGCUACGGGGGAGAAGCAAGGGUGGUUCAACCGCUUUGGCCGUAAGAAUGAGGACCCUGCCGCCGCGCCAAAUGGUUACGCGGCUCCGGCCCCUGCCAAUACGGGGUACGGCAACUCGGCCUAUGGUAACUCUGCCUACACGGGCAACUACUAGGCCGAUUUCUCGGUGUUGUUGGAUUGGACAGAUCGACUGUCCGGGAUGACCCCUUGCCUUCCUUGCAGGGAUGCGAUGUACACCCGGCACUGAUCUUCGAUGAACGAAGGAAAAGACGUACAUACAUAUGACUACUGGUGGCUACAGAAACCACCACAGCGAUACCAAACUACGAAUAUAAUCUUAAUGAAGUUGUUAUUCCAAAUCAACGAACACAAGAAAACAAGAACUACACCGCGUUUUCUGGUCUACAGGCAUGGCAUGACUGAACGAAGACAUACACGGCCCCAAUCGACAUUACGGUAUUAGGGCGACAUUUGUUGCUUAAUUUUGGGCGCUCGACCUCGCACUCUUUUACGACCUACUUGCCUUCUCUCGAGUGUCAUUGUAUUAUAACCACGAUAUAUGUUUUAAUAUUGCUGGAGCUUUAAUGUUUGCGGAGCAUCGUUGCUAGACUUGGCUACUCAAUAUCAGUUUAACUUUGCCUGC